GAUGGGCGACAUCUACCGCGAGUGGAGUAAGUGCGCGCGCGUGUGUGUGUGCUGCGCGUUGGUGCAACCUGUAUGCACGAUAAUCGCGCGUGUGAGAGAUAUUCGGGUUGAAGAAAAGUGAAGGAGCGAUAAAAAGCAAUAUUUCGUUGAUUUUGUCAAUGAAAAAUCAAUCAAAGUGUCGAGUGCUUAGGUUGAAAAAAUUGUUUAAAGUCAUCGAGAGAACGAGAAAGAGCGAGAGAGAGAGUGAGAGUAAAACCAGAGAGUUGGAAGGAGAGAGUGAGAAAGCGGGGUGGUGGUGAGUGGAACAGAGGAGGAGGGAGAGAAGCGCGUUAGAACGAGUGUGUGUGAGAAGGCAGAGGCCGCGCGCGAUCGCGAGAGUGUGGGCCGGCCCCGAAGCCGUUUGAUGGAUCCUACGAUCGGUUGGGAUCAACCGGAGCAAUUUGGCCCCGCGAAAGACUUGUGGUUAAGAAUUUGGGAGGCCGAAAAAGGUCUCGAUAUAUUGACCCUCAAGCACGAUCAUUUUGGAGGCGGUGUUAUGGGGAAUAAAGAUUAUCUGCCACUCGAUACUAUGAACAACCGUCUAAGUGGUAGUGGUGGUGUCGGUGUUGGUGGCGGUGGCGGUGGUGGUGUCGAGCACGAUAGAACGUCGAAUCAGCAGCAACAGCAAAGGCCCAUUGUACAGCACAAUACUUGUAACAAUUACUACAAUCCAUCCCGGAGGAAAAGCGAUAAUCGCGCUAGUACCUACGGCAUGAACUAUAAUCACGAUGCCCUGAUCGGCGAAUACGGGGGUUGUCCUUGGCGCAUACCUAAUAAGCGUUAUUCCACAGGAAUCAUUGGGUUGCACGAAGAAAUUCAAGAUUUCUUUACAUACAUGUGUCCAUCGAACGAAGAGCACAACCUCAGAGUAAGAGUGAUUAAGAGAAUAGAGCAAGUAAUUCACGACCUGUGGCCCAAUUCUAAAGUAGAAGUUUUCGGGAGUUUUCGUACCGGCCUUUAUUUACCCACAAGCGAUAUUGAUCUGGUUGUGAUAGGAAUGUGGGCAAAACUUCCACUUCGCACAUUGGAAAAAGCACUGUUAGACCAAAAUAUUGCAGAGCCACAUUCGUUAAAAGUAUUGGAUAAGGCGAGUGUUCCAAUAGUCAAACUCACGGAUAAGGAAUCCGAGAUCAAGGUUGACAUCAGUUUCAACAUGAGUAACGGUGUCAAAUCAGCAGAUUUCAUAAAGUCUUACAAAAGGCGAUAUCCCGUGCUUGACAGGCUGGUCAUGGUAUUGAAACAAUUCCUAUUACAGCGAGACCUCAAUGAAGUCUUCACUGGUGGGAUUUCUUCCUACAGUUUAAUUCUCAUGACCAUUAGUUUUUUACAGUUACAUCCUCGGCAAAAUGCUUACUGCGAAGGUGCCAAUUUGGGCGUUUUACUCAUUGAAUUUCUAGAACUGUAUGGUAGAAAUUUCAAUUACGUUAAAACUGGUAUUAGGGUAAAGGAUGGCGGUACUUACAUAUCCAAGGAGGAGGUUCAACGAGACAUGAUCGACGGACAUCGACCUUCAUUGCUUUGCAUUGAGGACCCUCUCACUCCUGGUAACGAUAUCGGACGCAGUAGUUACGGAGCUCUCUAUGUUAAAGACGCUUUUGACUGGGCUUAUUAUGUACUUUCUCAAGCAGUCAAUCCUCUGAAUACACUUAUCAAUGAUGCCAGCAAAGUCAGUAUAUUGGGAAGGAUAAUACGAGUGACUGAUGAAGUAAUAGAGUAUAGAAAGUGGAUAAAGGAAACAUUCCCUCUUCCUCUCGGAGAAAUGGAUUCAUUAUCGAGCUCAACGAGUUCUGACGCAUCGACGCUUUCCGCGCCAGCCAGUGACACCGACUCCGAAUGCAGUCGUGGGAAUUCGCCAAACACUGGAAUUGGGAAACCCGGUGAUGAGAGAAACUCGGAACGACAUCAGUACAAUUCUGCGAGCAACAAUCAACAACAAUCCCAACAACAACACCACCAACAACAUUGGAAGAAACCGUACCGGCCUGCGAGUGGCAGUCAUGUCAAUCACCAAAACAAUUCGAGGAACAAUUAUUCUCGUAGCAUGAACAACAACACGCCGGGUCAACAUAAAUCGAAAAAUCUUCAGCACGGUGGUGGCAACAACAACAUGAUGAACAACGGCGGUAAUAAUAACAACAAUCAGAGUCCAGGUUCAAGAGUGCAAGGUCCAAAACGAAAGAAAUUUCCGGCCCAUCGAGGCCCGGGCGAUUGCGUACGGUGAUGAAAAGUCUGAUCGGGCUGCUCGUCGGUGGUGUUCACGAAUGCUUCUUGUUUCAUAAACAAGUUAAUAGAAUUGACAAAAAAAGAAACAAACCAAACCUCGAGAAGAUUCGCACACGUCCUAAAUCAUAGUGCGAACAAAGUUCUUCUCUCAUUGGCAACGAUACACUGCGGUGAAGCAAACGACUGCAUGUGUUAAGUAAACGUAGAGAGCUCAUUGAUAUUUUAAAAACUCGAGAAACUGCAAUGAAGAGAAUUUUCUAUCUCGCCCUCUUCAAGUUUCUCGCUCGCUCCAUCCGCAUCGCGUUUCGAAACUUCCAAACAGAAGCGCGGUUAGUUGUCACGAAAGCUCAAUAACGACGGCAACCAUCUUGGCAAGAUCAUAGCAGUAAAAAAUAAAACAAAAAAAAAAUAGUUGUAAUUAUAAAUAAUUAUUGAUAAUAAGAGAGGGCAAAAGAAAGGAGGAAAUCAACAGAAUGUCCAUGAGCGCCAAUUUUUCUUCUAAUCGUAACACUGUGAUUUUUCGUUUAUUUUAUUUUAUUUUUUUUUUUUUAAAUAUUAAAUCAAGGGGACUUUGUUGCGUUCGAUCGAUUGAUUUGUCAAGAUUCGCGACAACCACGCGACAGUUUGAUUUCCUGUGCUUUUUCUUCUCUGUAUCCAAUGUACGACGAUGAUGCUGAAAAUGACGAAAUACCGCAAUUUUAGUUUUUAUUAUAAGGAGGACUAGAAGGAGAAAGAGGAGGAGGAGGAGGAGAAGGUGAAGGAAAUAGGAUGAAAUCGAACAAAAAGCAAACAAAGUUCACUCACUGUCGAUGUGUGAAAUUUCGUAAAAUCGACACAGAAAAGACUUCGCGAUUCUCUAUAAAUAUCUAUAUAUAAUAUUAUAACGUAAACGCGAUAAAAAAAUGCACACUGCUAAAGGGAGCACGGAUGAUUCGAUAAUAAUCAAACGACAUGCCCGUUGUAUAUAUUGUAAAAAAUCGAACGAAAACAAAAAAAAAAUAACGUAAAAAAAUGUAACCAGUUGAAACGUUCCCGAGUGAAUCGGAUUCGAUUGUUAAUUUUGUUGAUAUAUAUAUACGAUUUUUUUUUCUCACGAUUUUAUUCAGCCUCCGUCGAAGAACACCUCAUCAUUAUUAUGUACUGUAAAACGAAACGAAAAAAAAAAAGAAAAAAGAAACCGAAUACGAAUAACACCAGUUUACUUGACGUGUACAUUAUCGAAUAUGGAUCAAUUCCAUAUUUAACUAUAAAUAAUAUAUAUAUUAGCUAUAUAUAUUAUAUAUAUAUAUAAAUAUUACGAUUUGCGAGAUUGACCAUUAACAUUGAACGUGUAAUAUAUGUAUGUUUAGUUUGUUCUCACUUCCUUUUUUGUCGCAUACUCGCAGAGGCUCUUUGUACAGACUCGAAGGAGAUCGUACGAGCUAUUUUAUAACAUAAAUGUAUAAAUCUGUGGACGGAUGAAUGAGAUUUUUUGCGCCAUUCUUAUCGAAUGAUAGCCAAUUUCUAUAUUUUCCUUUCCUCGCUCCUCUCCCCCUUUUUCUCCUUUAUUACUCUGCGCCCUCUCUUUUUCUCUUACACAUCAUUGCUGCUAUGAAUAACGUUUAAAAACUAUUGUAAUUUGUACAAACUUACUAAAGACUGUUGGCGCCCAUUAGAUACUCUUCUGUAAUGCGGUCUUUGUAAGAUAUCACUUUAUUUAUAUACAACACACACUGUAUCAUAAUCUCAAGUACAAACUAUAGUUGAUUACGUUUUCAUAAUAAAAGAUCAAAAGCCUGAAA
Venturia canescens is the source of this 4043-nucleotide messenger RNA. RefSeq names its product terminal nucleotidyltransferase 4B-like. The record is from RefSeq and is a predicted model, not a curated record. Gene Ontology annotation, molecular function: mRNA binding; poly(A) RNA polymerase activity. The transcript is spliced from 8 exons. Bases 404 to 2260 code for a protein of 618 amino acids. Gene Ontology annotation, biological process: RNA 3'-end processing. Gene Ontology annotation, cellular component: TRAMP complex; nucleolus. Lineage: Eukaryota; Metazoa; Arthropoda; Insecta; Hymenoptera; Ichneumonidae.